Messenger RNA from Anneissia japonica, 1235 nucleotides. RefSeq names its product MKI67 FHA domain-interacting nucleolar phosphoprotein-like. Gene Ontology annotation, cellular component: nucleolus. NCBI's taxonomy places the organism in Eukaryota, Metazoa, Echinodermata, Crinoidea, Comatulida, Comatulidae. Gene Ontology annotation, molecular function: RNA binding. The record is from RefSeq and is a predicted model, not a curated record. Gene Ontology annotation, biological process: maturation of LSU-rRNA from tricistronic rRNA transcript (SSU-rRNA, 5.8S rRNA, LSU-rRNA).
AGUAGUCAGUGGGAACAGCUUAAAGAAUCUGGAUUACUCUCAACUGAGAAAGUUAAACCAGCUGUUAACAAAACACCAAAAGCAGCAAAGAAGAAUGAAACCAUGAAAGAAUUCCUGACUGUAGGACCUGUAACUCCUGAUGAUGAAAUCAGCUUCAAAAAGACAGUCAGAUCUGUAGAACAACCGAAAGAAAAAGAUGACACAGCCAAGAAGACAGCUACCAAAAGAUCAAUUAAAAAAGUAUCAAAUAAAGAACUUCUGAAAAUCCAGAUGAAGACGAUGAAAAAUAAAAAGAAAAAAAUUAGUAAAAACUUAUAAAGAGUUUAACUACAGUCAUGAUUGAUUAUAAUCAUCAGAACCAUUACUGUAUAACUUUUAUAUUUGCAUUCAAGUUGAUUUGUGCAAUUUUUUGCAUGGUGAGAUGUAAAGCUAAAGCCAGGCACACUCUGAUGGCCAUUGCAAUUCCAUGAAGGUUGCUAUUAGGUGAAAGAUUGUUAUCAAUGAUUUUGCACUCAUAUUGCCACCAACAACUGGCAGAUGGCCCCAUGUCAUGAAACAAGAUUGGGGGUGGAUUUUUUAAGUAGGCAGUCAGUUUAUCGCCGUCUUUCCGGCAUUGGCUUGUGUUAAUUUUCAGUGGAAAUGGCCUUGGUCUUGGUAGUGGAUCAGUAUGUUGAUAUGUUUAUCUAGGUUAGUGGCGUAUAUAGGGGUAUGGGGUUGGGUGCAUGCCCCUCUAAAAAGCUCCCUCCCCCAUUUAAAACAUUUGAAGCAAAAAAAUCAAGCUAAAGUAGUUAAAAAUCACCUUAUAACACCUUACUUUGUGAGCUAGCACCCCCUCACUUAAAUUUCAGGCCUUCCCACUUCACUAUUUUAAAUGUUAUUUUCAUAUCAUAAAGGGCAUGGUAGAAAAUACUUAAGGAUACCCCCUCAAAUUUGAGACCACUCUACUGAGAGACCCUCUAAUUUGAGACCCCUUUAAUUCUAACGCCACUUUUUCAAUGUACCAACUAAUGGUCUUCAGUCUUUUAACACAAAGCCAACCCCCUAAUAAUUGAUUGUUGAUUGGCGACCAAACCCAGAGACUACCCCACAUUAUCAGGUUUCCAAAGCAAGUCUCGAAUUGCAGGGCAACACUUAUUAUUUUUCUAUUAUUAUCUCCUUGCUUAUCACCAUUCUGAAGUCAACACCUGUAUGAUAAUUUAAAUAGAUUUUAAAUAAAAUAAUUUGUAGAAAAUUCA